Molecule: messenger RNA, 4191 nt
Organism: Leptopilina heterotoma
Lineage: Eukaryota; Metazoa; Arthropoda; Insecta; Hymenoptera; Figitidae
Gene: jing
Exons: 8
Coding region: 69-2783 (904 amino acids)
Biological process (GO): regulation of transcription by RNA polymerase II
Cellular component (GO): ESC/E(Z) complex
Source: RefSeq, a predicted model, not a curated record
AGGAAACCGGUGCUUGACUGAGCGAACAAGAGAGACUAGUGCUGUCGAGCGCUAGUGUUUGUUACAAGAUGGCAGACGUGCCAUCCACAGGAGACGCGGCCAUCAACCUGAGGGACGACAAUCGCCGCGUAUCUCGGGAGCGGCAUAAACGCCUCUUGGAAUCAGCGUUAGAUUCCUCAAAAGUUUUUUGUUUCCCCAAGGAUACAUCGACAGUGGACGAAUUGUAUCAGUGCUUGAAUGUGCUUGACAAUGUGACUAGUGCUGGGCAGAUCAAGAGUUGUAACAAAAGCAGCAAUAACCAAAAAGUAAUAGUGCUAGUGGAGGAGGAGGAGGAGGAUUCUCUAAGUUUCACGCCAUCGAGCGAUAAUGAUGAUUGUCAAGACGUCGCGACAAACGAUGACAACGAUAGCAACUUGCAGCUCGACAACAAAGACGGCGGCAACGACGAGGACGACGACGACGACGACGUUGUUGUAAAUAAUAGACUCGCGAAUGGUGUCGAAUCGACAACAUUGCUGACAUCAUGGACAACGACGAGUGAUCUGAAAAAUGUGGACGGGUCGCGUGUGACAUUAGGCUUAGGCGAGUCUAAAGGGAGAAGUGAUCGAGUGAGAGAACGAAGUGCGGUCAAAAGUAUGGGCAAGAGUGUUUGCAUGAAGAGCAAUAAGAAGAAAAUAGAAAAAAUGAUUUCCGCAAUAGUGCGCAGUGAGUCGCGUGAAGUUGCUAAAGAGAAGCAAGAAGAUGUAACUAAGGACAAGAAAGGAUUGUCUCAAGGUCGAGUUGUAACAACCCGUUUACAGGAUACAUCCUUUAAGAAACAAAUCAAAUCCUCGGAAGACACACUCGUCGGGCCUUGCGGCAAGAAACGGUGCGCCGAUCGAUACGAUAGCUCCGAGAGCUCCGACAGUGGUGUGACGGUAUCAUAUGGUGAGAGUAGCAGCAGUGGCACAAGCGAUAUCACCGAGCCAGGGUCACCUUGCAGUACAAGUAGCGACGAAGGACUAGGAAUCCGCGGGGCCUCCGCGAGGCUCACUCUUCCAUCCUUGGGGUGCAAAAUGCCACCAUCUGUACCAGUCUUGAAUAACGAUUCCAGGCCUCAAUGGCCAUGGACCCCGUCACUUGCCAAAGCAGCGUGCACGACGUUUAAGAGACUAAAGGCGGAACCAGAGAUUGUCACCUCGUCUCGCGUCGAAUCGUCCUCCAGACAAGUCACCAAAACCACGGCCAAAGGUCUUCUUCACCAACAAGAAUCUCAAGGCAAAAUCACCGAAUACUUCAAGACACAAGUCAAGCCACAACAGCAGAAGACCAAGAAAGCGUCAGAAAUGUCUGUUCACGUAUCGAAAAAUUCAACCGAGUUCCGUCAUCCUUCCACAGUACAAAGAAACAAUAAAGGUGGCCUAUCUAAAUAUUUAUCGAAUAAACGAACAACAAAUGUGAAAGACUGGAACGUGAGGUCUCUGUCGAUGCCAACAACAACAACAAAGAAAUCGCCUCUCGUUCUUUUACCACGAAGUAUUGUCAAGUUGGAGCGAAAACUGCCAAAAUCAAUACCAACACUGCCUGUUUCAAAUGAUAUACUAUCCACACUGCCAAAUAGUAAAAUUUCGUCCCUCAGGUUAACUACGGAUGCGAGUUCCGUAAUUGAAAAGGGAAACACUGCCGCGUCUCUAAAAUCUUCAGAAGACAGUUCUGAAUCAACUAGUUUUAAGAGCAACAUUAUGUGCAUAAAUGAAAAUAAUAAUGUGAGCAAUAAUUUAUUAACUUCUACAAACACAAUAACUUCGCUGAUAUCGUCGCAAGGGGAUCAUCAUUUCGUGAGAAAUUCAAUAUCGAAUUUGAAUAAAAAGGAAGAGGAUGUUCUUCCUGAUGAGGAGGAAGACGACGAGGAGGAGGAUUCAUCGAGAGAUGGAAUUGAAACGAAGCCUCCACUGUCGCCGAUACUCUCGGCACCGACCACCAUCAGAUUUCCAGCGCAAACGCCCGACAAGGACAGAUCUCCAUCGGGAGGCAGUGGCUUCUGUCGAUGGGACAAGUGUGAAGCGAGCUUUGAAUCAAGUGGUUGUUUGCUCGAGCACUUACAAGUCGCGCACAUCAACACGCAAACUGGAGGCGAUAAUUUCGUGUGUCACUGGCAAGGUUGUAAGGUAAAAGGAAGAACAUCCUGCUCGCGAAGAUGGUUGGAGAGACACGUGAUGUCACAUGGAGGCAACAAACCAUUCCGAUGUAUAGUUGAUGGCUGCGGAAGUAGAUUCAGUUCUCAGAUUGCUUUGGAAAGACACGUCAAUGGCCAUUUCAAUCAACCAGAAACAAGUAAUAACAGCAGUAGGCGCAGCAUUGACAACAGUGGCAAGAUGAUGAGAAGAAAUGGCAAGCGACUCAGAUACAGAAGACAGCCUUGGUCUGCAAGACUAUUCGAUUAUUUUGAUACCGGCAUAAUGGAAGGACUUCAGCAUCGUCUACUGGAAUUAGCAAAAUCCAGAACUCAAGGAAAACUUGCUGAAACUCCAGGAAACUCUAUGACUUUAACAAGUCAGAUUUUAGCCAGAAGAGUUGAGAAAGAUGGAAAGAUGAAAUUUCUCUUACGGUGGUACCCUCAUGGCAUAAUAACUGAUGAAUGGGUAUCCGAAUCAGAGGUAAAAGGAACAAAACAAGUUGAAAUUCGCAAAAUGGCUACAGUGUGUCCCGAUGAAAUUAAUCAUGCUCUAUAUCCUGCUACUAAUAGUGAUAAAGCACCACAAACAAGGCGAAAACAUGGACGAAAACCAAUGAAAAACUCGUGAUGUCACUUCAAUAAAGCAGAACCUAACUGUUAUGUAAUUGCAAGAAAAGAAAAAUAUUUUGCCGAUGUUUUCUAGUCCUCAACCGACGAAUGAAUGUCAGAACAAAAAAAAGAAGAAGAAGAAGAAGAAAGAAAGAAAUUUGCAAAGAAAACUAAAGGACAAACAAAAUAGAGGCAAUAAAGAAAAGAAAAAGCAAUAUGUACGAUAGAACCUAAACAGCUAUAUUGCGUAAUUUCAUGAAAAAAAACAAAAAGAAUGAAGACUUAUUUAGUACUGUAUCGAACAAACAACAAAAGUACUGCUUAUUUAUAUACAUAGUGAACCUAAAGCUGACUGCAUCAAAAAAAGACAAUUUCAUCAAAUCAAGAUAACCUAAUGCAAACCAGCAACUUCAUGAAAUUCGAGCUCCACUUCGCAAGUGCCUCAUCAUAAAACGUUACAACAACAAAAAGAAUAAUGAGAGUAGCGGAAGUAGAAAAGAAUAUAGAGAAACUCAAAAUAAUCGAUUUUGAAAACAAGUAUCGAUUACCAGGAGAUAAUCACUUCAGUGGCCUUAGGAAUUCAUUAAUAUCUAAAACUGGUUCCUUGUCAUUUCCGAAUUUUCCCAUUGCUUCUGAUUAAAAUCUAAAGCGAGAAAAUUCGUCGAACAUUGAACCAACGAGCUUUAACCUUUGGCCUCUAACUAUUAUCAAUCUUUUCUUAAUUAUACCGCCUUCCAACAAGACAUAAGAACAUUGUGAAUCUAAUAUAUUGAGUGCGAAAAUAUUACAAAAAAAAUACUUGUAGUCAUGUUACAUUUUACUUAAUGGGAUUCACAGUCAAGAAGAAUUUUCCAAAUCCAUAUUUUUAUUUGCAAUUCUUUCUUUUUUCCAUCUCGAAUAAGAGAGUCAAAACAGGACCUGUAAAUACCAAGUAGUAUCAAUUUCAAUCUUUUCUUCUUGCAGUUUAUGUCAAGAAAUAUUUUCAGUUAAAAAAUUAUUAGUCUUAAGUUUACUACCAAAUCAAUUUGUCCAAAAGUUUGAUUUUUUUUUUAUUUUGUAAAAUUGUGACUAGAAAAAUAUUUAGUUUUAUACUUUUUUGAAUAAGUGAUCAAUUGCGUGACUUAAUCUAUUGUUUAUUUAGUAAUUUUUUUUAAUCAAAUCAAUUCGCGGAGGAAUUAAAAAUAUCCAUAUUCGAAAUAGUAAAUUUUGAGUAUGUAUGUUUCUUGCAUUCAGAGAACUAUUAUUACCAAGGAUGUAAAUUUACUAUCAUGGAACAAAGUUACGAAAUCAAUUUUUUUUUACACUUGCGACAAGUAUUCCGAUAUAUUUAAUUACAAGCUUCGUGUUAUUCUGUACAUACCGAUUUUGUUUAUAGUGUACGUUUACACUUUUAGGCAUAAAGAAAAAGAAAUUUUCAAAUCAUAAAA